AGCAACGAAGACCCAACACAGCCAAAAAUAAAUAAAUAAAAUAAAUUUAAUAAAUAAAUUUUAAAAAUAUAUAUGCUAGGCAGCAAAAUGAAUAUACAGCGUCAGAGAGAGACUAACAGCAAGAAGGGCAUUGCAGUGGUCUAAAUGAGAUUUGAUGAGCUUCUGAAUCAAUUCAGGUACAAUAUUGGGCUCAUUAGCGUAUAGGUAGUAGUUCAAGCUUCAAGUAUGGAUAAAAUUGCCCAAAGAGAGCAGACUGACAAUAGCAAUGGAUAGAGGCCACUGGAUGACAAGCUCAAAACUCAGAAGACUCCUCCAGGUAAACAGGAAGAACCAUGGGAAAGAGGGCACAGAGGUAAGAUUAGUUAAGGCUUAUAUGUGCCAUCUAGGUUGAUUACUUGGGAAGUUGUAGUUUUGGUGAAGGAACAGGAGAGAACCCAUUUCACUGUUAGAUGAGGAGUAAGUAGAAAUACGGAGUACAGAUAGUAAAUAGACCACACUUGCAAGAAAGAAAAGUAGAAGUAGCAAAGCCCGAAACUAGGCCUGGAAAGCCAUUCCUUGCAGAGACAACAGCUUCUGGAAAGACCAGGAGGUAUAGAAGUGCACAUAUAAGGAAUUUUAAAUAGUUUGAUAUGAAAACUAAAUUUUUAAAAAUAUUUGAUUCCUUUAAUUUUUUGUUCCUUUGUCUUUUAAAACUGAUCAGUGUAUAGUUCUCUUUGGGGGAAUUGGGGAGGGAGAAGUAACCUUCUAUUUAGUUGUAUGUAUAUGUGUCCCUUAGCUAACUUUAAAAAACAAAAAUACCGAGACUUUCACAUGAAGUAGACUUUGAGACUGCUCAAGCUCUUGAAAUGGGAAAUUAGGCAGUAAUAUUCUUCUUAAUAUUGUAAUGUGUUCCCAUUCUCUACCUGUCAUAAAAGUUGUAUGAAAGCUCCUUUUCCUUCAUUUGCUUAUUUUAGGAGGCAGCAGAAAAUGUCCACUGAACAGACUUCUUGGACAAGUUUGUCCACUAUUCAGAAAAUAGCACUGGGCCUCGGGAUCCCAGCCAGUGCAGUGGUUGCCUAUAUCCUAUACCGCAGAUAUAGGGAAAGCAGAGAAGAGCGGCUGACAUUUGUUGGGGAGGAUGACAUCGAGAUAGAGAUGCGAGUCCCCCAGGAGGCUGUGAAGCUCAUCAUUGGCCGGCAAGGAGCCAAUAUUAAACAGCUACGAAAACAGACAGGUGCUCGGAUCGAUGUGGACACGGAGGAUGUAGGAGAUGAGCGGGUGCUGCUUAUCAGUGGUUUUCCUGUUCAGGUGUGCAAGGCCAAAGCAGCAAUUCAUCAGAUCCUGACUGAGAGUACCCCAGUGUCUGAGCAGCUCUCAGUUCCCCAGAGAUCUGUGGGCAGAAUCAUAGGGAGAGGCGGCGAGACAAUUCGUUCUAUCUGUAAGGCCUCGGGAGCCAAAAUAAACUGUGACAAAGAAUCAGAGGGGACAUUGCUACUAUCAAGACUUAUAAAAAUCUCAGGAACACAGAAGGAGGUGGCAGCAGCUAAGCAUUUGAUACUGGAGAAAGUUUCAGAAGAUGAAGAACUUAGGAAGAGAAUUGCUCAUUCUGCAGAAACCAGAGUCCCACGGAAGCAGCCAAUCAGCGUAAGAAGAGAGGAAGUGACAGAGCCAGCUGGGGCUGGAAAGCCAGCUUUAUGGAAAAACACUGGCACUAGCUUGGAGCAGGCUGCACCUCUGGCAGUUCCUCCCCGCAAAGGAGGUGGCGACACGUCUGUUGUAGGACCAGAAGAGCGUUCCUGCAGGAAACCUAAUGAUGACAACCUUCAGAAGUUUGGAGCCCAGACCAGUCCAGAGACAUCCAUGUUUGAAAUCCCCAGUCCAGACUUCAGUUUCCAUGCUGAUGAAUUCCUAGAAGUCUAUGUCUCUGCCUCUGAACAUCCUAACCACUUCUGGAUCCAAAUCAUUGGCUCCCGCAGCCUGCAACUGGAUAAGCUUGUCAGGGAGAUGACCCAGCACUAUGAAAAUAGUCUGCCUGAAGACUUGACUGUGCAUGUAGGAGACAUUGUCGCAGCACCUUUACCUACAAAUGGUUCCUGGUAUCGAGCCCGGGUCCUUGGCACCUUGGAGAAUGGGAACCUGGACCUCUACUUCGUUGACUUUGGAGAUAAUGGAUAUUGUCCACUGAGAGACCUCAGGGUGCUCAGGAGUGACUUCCUAAGCCUUCCAUUUCAAGCAAUAGAGUGUAGUCUGGCACGGAUAGCCCCCUCAGGUGAACAAUGGGAAGAGGAAGCUUUGGAUGAGUUUGACAGACUCACUCACUGUGCUGGGUGGAAGCCCCUGGUGGCCAAGAUCUCUAGCUACGUCCAGUCUGGGAUCUCAACUUGGCCCAAGAUCCACUUAUACGACACUAGCAAUGGGAAGAAACUUGAUAUUGGGUUAGAAUUAGUUCGUAAAGGAUACGCAAUUGAGCUUCCUGAAGACAUGGAAGAAAACAGAGCCGUCCCAGUAACGUUGCACAAUGUGGCCACAGAAACAGAUGUCUCUCUCCGCAGCACGGUCACUGAGACCAAGAAGAGCCCUGGAGAGAUGGCACAUACCCUGUCCUGCCUCAGUUUAUUAGAAGCUGCCUCUGUGUCUGGUGAUGAUAACCUUGAAGAUGACUACGUAGUCUGAAGUCACCUUCAGUUGCCUCAGCCAUCCACUUUGCGGAUUUGGCAUAAGAUUUGGUGCCUGGAGAGAGGAGCCUGUGAUAGAGAUCAGUGCAGUUCUUCCUUCAUUAUAUACACGAUCUGGCUUGCUGUGGACCAAAUGCAUUUGCUCCUUCCACUGGACUACCAGAAAGUGUGAGGGGUGGAGGGAGACAAACACAUGCCCCUACUCCCCCGCCACCCCUGUGCCACUUCCAGUGUUUGAGUCCUGCUGCGCUACUUCCAGCCUGCUCAGUGUGCAGCUAGCUCCCCUCGACCACUCACAAAGCACACUACUGCUAGGCUGUGUCCUUUGGAGGCUGGGAAACAGCCAGGUUUUGGUUAUUGGAAAUGAUGAGUCUGCAGACUCCUGACUCACCUCAUCAGGUGACUGGUUAAGGAGAGUUUUUUAAGUGGUGAACUCAAAGACUGCAGUUGAGUCAGGAGGCAAAGGCAAAACUCAGCAUAAUUAUAUUGAAAAGCCUCGGGAAGUGGGAAGAGGAUACUGCCUCCCAGCCUCAACUGCUGAUAUGUUAUUGGAGACAAGGUUUUUGAAACAGUGCUCCAACUAUUUCCCAGUAAACUGGUUAAAAUACAAGUAGACAAGGAGAGAGGUGACUCAGGAAAUAUUCUAAAUUGCUGGUAUAGUAUCUAUAAUAUAUAUGUAUACACACGCAGCCAUAGAGCUCAUGUAGCUGUUCAAAUCAUUUGGGGUUCCUUUGCUGAAUAAAGUUCUCAAGAAAAUUAUUUAAAACUAAAUGCUGGUUGAAUCACAAGGUGGAAACAAGUCUGUGGGUAUCUUGUGAACUGAAAUCUGGUGAAAAUUGCCAAACACCUCACACAGAGGGGCCCAUCUAUGAAACAUCUGUCCCUCUCAGGCACAGAUCAUAUUCUUGCCGUAAAGCAACUUCAGAAUUAAUCAUUCACUAAGACCCCACCUAAAAGGAGUAGACUAGGAUUCUAGAAACAUGGGUUCUAGGGAUAGAUCUUUGCUGUGAACUUAUGGGGCCUGUUUCCUUAUAGCAUCUCUCCGUUUCUGACAGUAUUUUGAGGAUCCAGUGAGAACUGUGAAGGUAUUUGGAAGUAAUGUGGGUGGUAGAAUGAUGACAAAUGAACUUUUUUUUGUUUUUAAAGAUCAGCAAGGUAACGUAGAAGACUUAAAACUAGUAUGUGAGGCUAUCAUAUGCAGGAUUUUUUACAUCUAGGAAUUAGUGACGUCCACCCCUAUACACAUGGUAACUAUAUUUUCCCAUAGACAC
Delphinapterus leucas (beluga whale) is the source of this 3925-nucleotide messenger RNA. The record is from RefSeq and is a predicted model, not a curated record. NCBI's taxonomy places the organism in Eukaryota, Metazoa, Chordata, Mammalia, Artiodactyla, Monodontidae.